AUGUCGACAAUUACGGCCUCGUUCUACGAGCUCCAACUCGUCUAUCUUGUCUUAGUCUGCGCAUUCUUCCUUUUCUUAGAUCGACAGCUCUCGCGACGGAGGCGACACUCCGAGCACAAGUCGAAACCUCAACAAGACAUUAGUCUUCUGGGCGAUGGUGUUACCAAUAUCACAACAGGAAUGGGCACAGCGGUGUCUAAGUUGACGAGGCAAUAUCUGACUGUAUACGCAAUCGUAAUGGGCUCGGACUGGCUGCAGGGGCCGUACAUUUACUCCCUCUACAGAGAGCAGUUCUCUCUACCGGAGCGGCUUGUUGCUGUGCUAUUUGUAACAGGGUUUACGUCUGCAGGGCUUGCUGCUCCACUUGUAGGCGUGUGGGCUGAUCAACAUGGUCGGCGGAGACUAUGUCUCACCUUCUGCGUCACGUACACGCUCUCUUGCCUCUCCGUUCUUUUCCCUUACUACCCCAUAUUACUCCUUGGCCGUUUCCUGGGAGGCAUCUCGACGUCGAUCUUGUAUUCAGCCUUUGAAUCAUGGCUCAUCUCGGCAUCGAGCUCACUUGCCCUGUCGCAAUCAGACCUGUCGGGAAUAAUGGGUCAGGCUUCACUGGUGAAUGGCAUUGUCGCUGCCGUAGCUGGAGUCGCCAGCAACCAGUUGGUGGCGUCGACCGCCUCUUUCACUACACCCUUCAUGGCCAGUGUUGCCCUGCUUCUGCUGGCGUGGGUCGUCAUCAGAGGAACGUGGAAUGAAAACUACGGCAGUGGCGGAGGCGCCGCCGCCGCCACUUCUGAUCCACUGCAACUUAAGCGUCUUGGCCAGGCGUUGAAAAUUGUUCGAAGCGAACCGUCCCUCUUGGUCAUCGGCCUUACGCAAACAUGCUUCGAGGGCUCCAUGUACCUCUUUGUGUUCAACUGGGUACCAGCUCUGCAGGAGUCGGCUGGCUCGCAAAAUGUGCUUCCGCUCGGCUAUAUCUUCUCCGCCUUCAUGGUCAGCAUGAUGAUCGGCUCUCUGCUGUACACGUCCGUCGUCUCGAUCUGUGCCCUCUUCGAUCCCACUGCGUACGAGGUAACUACAGCCGGCUCCGGCGGGGACGGGCCGCUGGCACUGCACGCGAAGCUGAGCUCGCUCGUGUGCGCCAUCAGUGCGCUUACGUUUGCAGUGAGCAUCGAGAGCCGGGACGAGCACGUGCGGUUCUGGGCGUUCUGCACGUUCGAGGCGUGUGUGGGCGCGUACUACCCGGUGCAGGGCAUGCUCCGUGGGACGCUCAUCUCGAAUGAGCACCGCGCGACCCUGUCAUCCCUGUUCCGUGUCCCGCUGAAUGUUUUUGUGGUUGUGUCUCUCUUGACAGGCGUGUCCUCAGCGCGGUAUACUGUACUUACCGCCAGCUCGCUUAUGUUGGUGUUGUCGUCCAUCGUGACUGGAUCCUUCCUCGUAGACCAUACCCCUUCAUUUACUUCUACAGCACCCCAUCCUGCUUGAUAGCUGGUCCCUCUAUUUUCAUAAAUCUAUGUACAGUUACACUGACAUUCCUUAUCUGCCUC
This is a messenger RNA of Postia placenta MAD-698-R-SB12, 1541 nucleotides long. RefSeq lists its product as hypothetical. Gene Ontology annotation, cellular component: membrane. The transcript is spliced from 5 exons. The coding region runs from base 1 to 1479 and encodes 492 amino acids. Gene Ontology annotation, molecular function: molybdate ion transmembrane transporter activity. Gene Ontology annotation, biological process: molybdate ion transport. Lineage: Eukaryota; Fungi; Basidiomycota; Agaricomycetes; Polyporales; Adustoporiaceae. The record is from RefSeq and is a predicted model, not a curated record.